Messenger RNA from Trichoplax adhaerens, 1680 nucleotides. RefSeq lists its product as uncharacterized. Bases 1 to 1680 code for a protein of 559 amino acids. Gene Ontology annotation, biological process: double-strand break repair; regulation of DNA-templated transcription. The transcript has 14 exons. The record is from RefSeq and is a predicted model, not a curated record. NCBI's taxonomy places the organism in Eukaryota, Metazoa, Placozoa, Uniplacotomia, Trichoplacea, Trichoplacidae. Gene Ontology annotation, cellular component: Ino80 complex.
AUGGCUGCAGUGCAGGAAGAGGAGACUGUUAAUGAGGUGCCCACUAUCUCCGCUCAAACCAUUAUCGUAAUCCAUCCAGGCUCCUUAAAUUUAAGAAUUGGCUUAGCAUCUCAUCAUCAACCCAUUACUAUUCCUCAUGUAAUUGCACGUCGAUGUAAGAAUAAGAAGUUAAAACGAAGUAGAAAGAAUCACUUCCGACGCGAUGGCUAUAAGGAUACUGAAAGCAACCAUCUGAUGGAGGCUGCAUUAGCUAACAUAAAUCACGCCUUGCGCUCGCAUAGAUCAAAUUAUGGAAUAAAAUCGCAACACUAUACAAUCCUUACACAUAAUAAAAAUGUCAAGUGUGAAAUGGUUGCUCAGGAUCCUGAAAAGUUAUUAACAUGGAAUGAUGUUAACGAUCAACCAGAUUUUGUUGUUGGUCCUGCGGCACUAUAUAUUGAAGAAAGUGAGCCGUAUGAACUGUUUUGGCCAAUAAAAUUUGGACAAAUUAAUAGACAUAAGGGAAUUAGUGGUUCUGUUACCGCUAUAUUUUCUGACUUGGCUGAUAUUUGGAAAGCGGCUAUAGAAGGUUAUUUGGAUAUUCCAGCAACGGAUUUUGAGAAUUACAAAGCUUUAGUUUUAAUACCUGAUAUUUAUGACAGAAGCUUAUUUAAACACUAUGCUGAUUUGUUGCUAAAUACCCUGGGAUUUUCUGGAAUGUUUCUUUAUCAAGAAUCUGUUGCCGCCUCCUUUGGAGCUGGUUUUCCGAGUGCCUGUGUAGUAGAUAUAGGAGAUCAAAAAGCUAGUAUCUGUUGUAUCGAUGAUGGAAUAUCUAUUCCUGAAACUAGGUUAAGGAUUAGUUACGGUGGUAAAGAUAUAACCCGGUGUUUCUACUAUCUAUUGGAUAAGAUCUAUUUCCCUUACCGAGACCUCAGUCCUUACAAUCAUUUAGAUUUAAUAUUAAUAAAGCACCUAAAAGAAGAUUUAUGUCACUUAGACCCGACAAUUCCAGGCGGAGCUAUUCAUGAUUUUAUUGUUGCUAAACCCGAUUGUGAUGAGUUACAUUACUCUAUCCGGUUGGGCGAUGAAUUAUUGCAGGCACCAUUAGCCUUAUUUUAUCCAUCGUUAAUGGGAAUAAUUGACGAGGAUAUUAUAACAACCCAACCAUCAGUACCAUUUGAUAGUGAAGAUAUCAUGGAUGAUCCUAGUUUACUAGAGAGUACUCAGUCCCAAAGCGGAAAAGUAGGACCAAAAUCGUCAUCAGCGAAUCAGUCAAAUUCAGCUACUCCAACUCCCGAAACUCCUCAAACUGCUAACUCGUUAUCCAAUAAUUUGAGUGAUAAGAAUAUAGUUUCAAUUGACCAAGCCAUUGUAUAUAGCAUAGAUAGCUGCCCUACCGAUGAAUUGAAGAAGAAAGCUCUGUCAUCCAUUUUACUAGUUGGUAAAGGGUUUAUGUUUGACAAUGCAGCAUUUUUUCUGCAAGCUCGUAUUCGAUCUAAGUUACCUACAGGUCUAAAAAAAUACGCUGAACAAAUUGACGUAACUGGAAAAGUCCGAGAUAUGGAUCCUGGCGUUGUCGCCUGGAAAGGAGCUGCUGUACUUAGUUGUUUAGAUAGUGCUCAAGAACUAUGGAUCUCUCCUGAAGAGUGGAAUAAGUAUAGAAUUCAAAUCCUUCGUGAGCGUUCUCCGUUUGUUUGGUGA